AUGGUUGGACUUGCUUCAGCCGCCGGUCUCGUCGGCUUUCUCUCUGAGCCUGACCCAGAAUUAAGAGUCUUUGCUUUGAAGACCCUGGAUUCACAAAUCGACUUGCUUUGGACAGAAGUCGUUGAUGCUGUUCCCCAGAUGUCCGUAUCCCCAGAGGCUUUGUACGAAGAUGAGUCCUUCCCAGAGCGCGGCCUUGCGGCCCUAGUGGCGGCAAAGGUCUACUAUCACCUUCAAGAGUAUAACGAAAGUAUGGUAUUUGCGUUGGGAGCUGGCAAGCUUUUCAACCUGGACAACGGCGGCGAGUUUGAGGAGACAAUCAUUGCUAAAUGCGUUGACACCUUCAUCUCGCUCUCGGCUGCUCAACACCCUGCAGGCGGCGACCAGCCUCCCAACUUAAAUACCGCCUUCCCGACCUCUGUUGAAGGAGCCACCAGCACCUCCGCUAGCCUGACAUCUCCGAUCACUCCUUUCUCCCAGUCAGCCUUGCCAUCGAAGUCCCUACUUUCUCGACAGGAACUGCCGGGUGUGGAUGCGACGUAUCCAGGCGGUGAGGAUGCCACCGUUAGUCACGUUGAGACCCCUCUCGUUUUGAGACGAGGUGUCCAGGGUCAGCUGCAAGCGGUUAUCGAACGGCUAUUCGAGCAGUGUUUCCUCCAGAAGCGCUAUCGCCAGGUGAUCGGUAUCGCUAUCGAAGCGAAGAACCUGGAUGUGCUCCGGAGAACGAUUAUUAGAGCCAGCGAGGAUGAGCGGAAACAGCACGGCGAGUCCCGUCGCAGUGAAGAACUUAUGGAGUAUGUUCUGGACAUCUGCAUGAGUAUUGUGCAGGAGCGUGCUUUCCGGAACGAGAUUCUCAAACUCAUCCUCGAGCUCCUAAACGAAAUUCCUGCCCCCGACUAUUUCUCGAUCGCCAAGUGCGUUGUGUACCUGAAUGAGCACUCGAUGGCGUCGGUUAUUCUUCGGCAGUUGGUAGACAAGGGCGACGCGCGGUCGCUCGCCGUUGCCUACCAAAUAUCUUUUGAUCUGUACGAUAACAGCACGCAGGAGUUCCUCCAGAAGGUUCGCCAGGAGAUUGCGGAACUCGUACCGGAGAACACUGAAGCGGAUAAGCAGGAUGCAACAGAGGGCAACCAGGAAGAGCCAAGGGAGUCUGACCCUUUGUUGGCCGAUCAGUCUAGCUCCACACAACCUAGGGCCAUCGGCGCCAGUGGUGAUGCCAAGAUUUCGACCGAAGCACGAACAGCAUACAAGAACAUUCUGGAUAUACUCGAUGGCAUUAAAUCCAUUCAGCUCAAUCUGGAGUUCCUCUAUCGGAACAACAAGGCUGAUAUCGCUAUUCUGAAUAAGGUGCGAGACAGUCUGGAGGCCCGCAACUCCAUUUUCCAUACCGCCGUCACUCUCUCGAACGCUUUCAUGCACGCUGGGACUACGCAUGACAAGUUCUUCAGGGACAACCUCGAGUGGCUCGGAAAGGCUGUCAACUGGUCCAAGUUCACCGCGACCGCCGCUCUUGGUGUCAUUCACCGUGGAAACCUGAGCCAGGGACAGAAGCUUUUGCAGCCUUACCUUCCCCGAGAGCACAUUGCUGGUGUUGGUGGAUCGGGCUCCGUCUACAGUCAAGGUGGCUCUUUAUAUGCGUUUGGGCUGAUCUACGCCAACCACGGUGGCAUGGCUGUUGAUCUCAUCCGGGAUCAUUUCAAGAAGGCCACUGAAGAAGUUGUCCAGCAUGGAGGUGCCUUGGGUCUUGGUGUUGCGGGUAUGGCAACCGGCGAUGAGGGAAUUUACGAAGACCUUCGGAACGUUCUUUACACUGACUCCGCCCUUAACGGCGAGGCCGUGGGUCUUGCCAUGGGUCUUGUCAUGCUGGGAACUGGUAACAUGAAGGUGUUGGAGGAUAUGAUCCAGUAUGCUCACGACACGCAGCAUGAGAAGAUCGUACGUGGCUUGGCGAUGGGCAUGGCGCUCAUCAUGUACGGCCGCCAGGAGGCAGCCGACGAGUUGAUUAACGGUCUCUUGGGAGAUCCGGACCCUACCCUCCGUUACGGUGGUAUUAUGACUAUCGCCCUUGCCUACUGUGGCAGUAGCAGCAAUAAGGCUGUCCGCAAGCUUCUCCAUGUGGCCGUCAGCGAUGUCAAUGAUGAUGUCCGUCGGAUUGCCGUGCUGAGUUUGGGAUUCAUCUUGUUCAGAAAGCACCAGAGCGUCCCCCGUAUGGUCGAGCUUCUCUCCGAAUCAUACAACCCCCAUGUUCGCUAUGGUGCCGCAAUGGCUCUGGGUAUCUCAUGCGCUGGCACCGGCCUGGAUGAGGCGCUUGAUCUUCUUGAACCGAUGCUGAAAGAUUCCACCGACUUCGUCCGUCAGGGAGCCCUAAUUGCUCUUGCGAUGGUGUUGGUACAGCAAAAUGAAGCCAUGAACCCCCGCGUCAGCAGCCUCCGUAAGGCUAUGAUGAAGAUGAUUGGUGACAGACAUGAGGAUGCUAUGGCCAAAUUCGGCUGCGCCGUCGCCCUUGGAAUCAUCGAUGCCGGUGGCCGUAACUGCACCAUCAGCCUGCAGACCCAGACCGGUAACCUGAACAUGCCCGGAAUUGUGGGUGCGGCUGUCUUCAUCCAGUACUGGUAUUGGUUCCCUCUCACGCACUUCCUGUCGCUCAGUUUCGCCCCGACUUCAGUCAUUGGCGUCGACCAGAAGCUUGAAGUGCCGUUCUUCAAGUUCCACAGUAACACGCGACCGAGUCUUUUCGACUAUCCUCCUGAGCAACAGGUCAAGGCAGAAGAAGCUCCGGAGAAGGUCAAGACCGCUGUCCUGUCUACGACCGCCCAGGCCAAGCGCCGUGCCCAGCGCCGGGAGAAGCAACAACGACGAGAGAGUAUGGAUAUCGACCAGACUCCCACCACUCCUAAGGUUUCGGACCAGAUGCCGGAGCGGAUGGAGACGGAAGAGAGCGCGGCCAAGGGCGAAGACGAGGCCAAGGACGGAGAGAAGGAGACUGGGGAGGGUCAGAAGAAGAAGGUGGAGCGGGAGAAGGUGGGAUAUGAAUUGGAAAACAUGUCCCGUGUCCUGCCUGCUCAGCUGAAAUAUCUUACAUUCCCCGACCCGCGUUACGAGCCGGUCAAGCGACCGACUGGUGGAGUCGUUGUGGUGCUCGACAAGACGCCGGAAGAGCCACGAGAGACGAUCGAGAUGAAGGCCAGCAAGGAGGUCAAGCAGCCUGCUGCCACCGCCGAGACGCUCCAGGACCGCCUCCAGGCCGCCAUUGGAGCCACAGGGCCUGAGACGCCUCAGCGGCUGGUCCGUGGUUUGGACCUUGAGGGAGCCACCGGGGCCGCCGCCGCCGCCGGUGUAUUGACAGCGGUCGACGAAGAUGAUGACGAGGGUGGCGAGGAUGCGCCCGUGCCGGACGAGUUUACGUACGAGUCCGAUGGAGAGGAAGAGUGA
Messenger RNA from Aspergillus terreus NIH2624, 3429 nucleotides. Its product is annotated as proteasome regulatory particle base subunit RPN2. NCBI's taxonomy places the organism in Eukaryota, Fungi, Ascomycota, Eurotiomycetes, Eurotiales, Aspergillaceae. The transcript is spliced from 5 exons. The record is from RefSeq and is a predicted model, not a curated record. Gene Ontology annotation, cellular component: proteasome storage granule; nucleus; proteasome complex. Gene Ontology annotation, molecular function: enzyme regulator activity. The coding region runs from base 1 to 3429 and encodes 1142 amino acids. Gene Ontology annotation, biological process: regulation of protein catabolic process; proteasome-mediated ubiquitin-dependent protein catabolic process.